AUGAACGUGAACAUCACUAGCAGCACUAACAGCACCGACAACAUCUUUGGGUUGGAUCCCGGGGCGGGCGACUUUCUGCGUGACUGCGGCAGAGGUGGUCUUCAGGCGCUCGAGAUUGUCGCUAUGUCUGAGAAUGUUUUUUCGCCGAGUUUGAAAGCCGCCGUCGCCGACACCUUGGCCAUCAUUGACAUCACCAAGAAAUUUAAUACUAAUAAGAAAGCCUGGGCUGAGUUCUCGGAGAACCUCAUCGCGCAGGUCGAGAAGAUUAUUCAGUAUACCUGUCAUUAUGGGAAGGAUCACGUUCCGCUUGCUUGGCAAUCGAGUCUUGAGCAUCUCAAAGGCGUUUUGAAUUAUUUAAAAGAAAGAGGCGCAGAUGUUCAACAGUGCAGCCAAUGGAGGAGACUUCCCAGUUUUACAGAGGAUAUGGCAUACAUUGAGGAGUUUAAAAGCAAAUUGAAUGAAGCCAUGGGUGCUUUCAAGGUUCAGGCAUCUCAGAUACUUGAACAAAAUUUAUACAAGACUAGGAUUGAUACCAGCACAGAUACUGAGGCUACAGUAGCCAAACAAUCUAUGAAUCAAGUAAGUGUUUUGGCAGGAGCACAGGAUAUUCAGAUGGAUAAUGCUGUAAUUAUUGCUGCAAAUACUGUCAACUACAAUAAUAAUGGGGAACUUCCAUGCAAAGUCAAUGAGAGGAUGGAAGAAUUAAAGAAAAAUGAAUGGUUGAAAGAAUUGAAGGCUCCAUCACAUAAACAGAGGGAAAGAUGCAUGCCUGGAACUUGUGUGGAUGUGCUCAGAGACAUCCAAGGGUGGCUUUGUGAUCUCAACAUGCCAAAUAUUCUCUGGCUAUCUGGAAGUCCUGGUUCUGGAAAGACAACAAUUGCUUCAACUGUUGUUGCUGACUUUGAAUCUUUCUCUGGGCAAUUCUUCUUUCACCAUGAUCAGGCUGAGUUUUGUGAUCCAGACAAUCUGUGGAGGCUUCUUGCUUUGGAUCUUGCAGUAGGAAACAAUGCUCUAGGGAAAUCUAUAGCUAUGGCAUUAGAGACACAGAAAGCUAACAUCAGAGGUCUUGAUAUUUCUAUGCAAUUUGAGCAUCUCAUUGUUAAACCAGUUCAAGAGCUGUUUCAAGACACUGCAACACCUCUUCUUAUUGUUAUUGAUGCUCUUGAUGAAUGUGACCAGUAUGAGAAGCUUUUACCUUCAUUGAAAUCCUGGUCUUGGCUGCUUCCCAAGUAUCUGAAACUUUUCAUCACGAGUCGUCGCUAUCUUGAUAUUCAGAGAACACUGGAUUCUGUUAGCCAGCAUAUUGAUCUUCAUACUGGAGGCAAAGUUUCUGAUCAGACCUCUAAAGAUCUUGAGCUUUACUUUACUACAAGGUUCUCUAACAUGACUAGAUUGCAAACAUCAUUGCAUGUGAACUGGCCUGGUCCAGAUAAUAUUUCUUUUCUUGUAAGGAAGGCUGCAGGCCUCUAUAUUUGGGCUAAAUCUGCAAUGGACUUUAUUUUGCACAGAGGUGGUGACACUAAAGAAAGGCUGGAUGUCAUUUGCUCUGACUCUGGGGAAGGCAUUCAUGCCAUUGACACCUUGUACCAGCACAUUGUUUUUGUUGCUUUCCAGGGGCUAAGAGAAGCCGAAAAAAAGUCUUUAUCAUCAGUUUUAGGAACAAUUGUUAUUGCAAAGAACCCACUUCGUGCAAGUGAUCUUGAACAGCUUUUGGGAGUUCAAGGUGCAUUGUCAAUAGUUAGCCAACUCAGCCCAGUACUGUUAAUCAGUGAUACUGGCCAUUUGCAUAUCCGUCAUCAGUCAUUUACAGAUUUUCUGCUUGACCGAAAGCGCUCUAAGGCUUUUUGGGUGGAUUCUCAGAAGCAUAGUCUCUGUUUUGCUGGAUCUUGUAUGAAAUAUAUGAGUGCUAAGCUCAAAUUCAACUUUUUUGAUCUGAAAACAUCACAUAUUCUAAAUAAAGAUAUUCCAAAUCUGAUGGACCAUAUCAAAAAUGUGAAAUCUACUGCUCUAGCUCAUGCAAGCCACUUCUGGGCAAUCUAUCUGCAACGGUAUUCUGAUAAAACAUUAGAGGAGGAGAUAUUGGUUCAGAUGGAGAUAUUCUUGAUGAACCAUCUUUUACAUUGGCUAGAAAUUAUGAGCCUAAUGGGGGCUGUAAACCAUGCUGCCCACUUACUGCUGUUGACUGAAAAUUGGUGUAGUGUAUUGAAGCCUAGUAUGUCAGAGUUUGCAAGUGAUGCAAACCAAUUUAUAAUGACAUUCUUUGAGCCAAUAUCUGAUGCAGCACCACACAUUUACAUCUCAGCACUGCCAUUUGCACCACAAGAUUCUAAAAUAUCUAUGCAUUUCAUGAGAUAUUUUGCAAAGACUUUGACAAUUGAGAAUGGUCAAAUUAAACAGUGGCCAGACAGGUGCCUUCUGAGAAUAAAGACUAGGAAUGGUCCACUUGCGUAUUCGCCUGAUGGCAGGCACAUUGUCUCUGGAUUUGUAGGAGCUGUUCAGGUCUGGGAUGCUCUCACAGGCAAUAAUAUCAUUAGUUUAAAAGGCCAUGCUCACUAUAUAAGUUCAGUUGCAUAUUCUCCUAAUGGAAAACACAUAAUCUCAGGAUCUUGGGACAAGACAAUUAAAAUCUGGGAUGCUUUAACAGGCCAGUGUGUCAUGGGUCCUCUUGAAGGUCAUUGUGACACAAUUAGCUCUGUUGCAGUUUCUCCAGAUGGUGGGCACAUUGUCUCUGGAUCUAGAGAUACAACAAUCAGAGUCUGGAAUACUCUGACAGGCCAGAGUGUCAUGAAUCCUCUAACAGGCCAUCACCUUGGUGUUACUUCAGUUGCAUAUUCUCCAAGUGGCAGGCACAUUGUCUCAGGGUCCCUUGAUGGCACAAUCAGAAUCUGGAAUGCUGGAACAGGUCAGUGUGUGAUGGAUCCACUCAUUGGUCACAAUUCCAUAGUCAACUGUGUUGCAUAUUCUCCUAAUGGAAUGAAUAUUGUUUCUGGAUCUGUUGAUAAGACAAUCAGAGUCUGGGAUGCUCUAUCUGGUCAGAGUGUAAUGGUUCUUUAUAGGGGCUCUGAUCCCAUCGGAAGAGUAACUUUUUCUCCUGAUGGCAAGCACAUUGUUUGUGCAACUCAAUACCGCAUAAUUAGAUUCUGGAAUGCUCUGACAAGUGAGUGUAUGUUAAGUCCUCUUGAAGAUGAUGAACACUCAGUUUCUUUUGUGGCUUUUUCACCCAAUGGAAAGCAUAUUAUUUCUGGAUGUGGGAACAAUACAAUCAAAGUUUGGGAUGCUCUGACAGGCCACACUGAGAUAGAUCAUGUAAGAGGCCAUAACAAUGGGAUAAGAUCAGUUGCAUUUUCUCCUAAUGGCAAACACAUUGUCUCUGGGUCUAAUGAUGCAACACUCAGAGUUUGGGAUGCUCUGACAGGUCUAAGUGUCAUGGGUCCACUUAGAGGUCAUUACCGUCAGGUUACAUCAGUUGCAUUUUCUCCUGAUGGCAGAUACAUUGCCUCUGGAUCUCAUGAUUGCACAAUCAGAGUCUGGGAUGCUUUAACAGGUCAGAGUGCCAUGGAUCCUCUCAAAGGCCAUGAUAACGGAGUUAUUUCUGUUGUAUUUUCUCCUGAUGGUAGAUACAUUGCCUCUGGAUCAUGGGACAAGACAGUCAGAGUCUGGAAUGCACUGACAGGGCAGAGUGUCUUGAAUCCUUUCAUAGGUCACACUCAUCGGAUUAAUUCAGUUUCAUUUUCUCCAGAUGGCAAAUUCAUCAUCUCUGGGUCUGAAGACAGAAGAAUCAGAGCAUGGGAUGCCCUGACAGGUCAAAGUAUAAUGAAACCUCUUAUAGGUCAUAAGGGUGGUGUUGAGUCUGUUGCCUUUUCUCCUGAUGGAAGGUACAUUGUGUCUGGAUCUAAUGAUGAAGCUAUCAGAGUGUGGGAUUUCAAUGCAGGACAGAGUGUCAUGGAUCCUCUAAAAGGCCAUGGUGAUGAUGUUACUUCAGUUGCAUUCUCUCCUGAUGGGAAGUACAUUGUUUCUGGUUCAUGUGACAAAACAAUUAGACUCUGGGAUGCUGUAACAGGUCACACUUUGGGAGAUCCAUUCAAAGGCCAUUAUGAAGCUGUUCUAUCAGUUGUUUUUUCACCUGAUGGUAGACAUAUUGCUUCUGGAUCUUCAGACAAUACCAUCAGACUCUGGGAUGCUCAUGGAGGCUGCAUAGACUUAAAUCCCUCAGCUCCUUCAGUUCCAUUGCCAUCCAGAUUUUUGCCAUCUGAAGUCAGAAAUAAUGUUAAUGACAGUGGUACCCACCAUAAUGUAUCCCACAUAGUGAAGAGUAAACCUGUUGUCUUUUAUCCCUCUCAAAGACAUAAAUCUGAUAAUUGGAUCAUUGGAGAAGAUUUCAGAUCACAUCUCUUCUGGGUGCCACCACACAAUAAACAUGGUUUAUUUUUUCCAAGAACAGUCAAUGUACUGGGCACCACUCCAACUAUACUUGAUUUUAGUAACUUUGUCCAUGGUACAAAUUGGAGUCAAUGUUUUUCACCAGCCUUAUAA
Laccaria bicolor S238N-H82 is the source of this 4533-nucleotide messenger RNA. RefSeq lists its product as uncharacterized. The transcript is spliced from 9 exons. The coding region runs from base 1 to 4533 and encodes 1510 amino acids. Gene Ontology annotation, molecular function: protein binding. Lineage: Eukaryota; Fungi; Basidiomycota; Agaricomycetes; Agaricales; Hydnangiaceae. The record is from RefSeq and is a predicted model, not a curated record.